AUGGCGUCACAACAAUUCGAAUACUGGCAUUCGCCACGAGACAGCUACUCGCAACAUUCGCAGCCGACCUACUACGAGUACGCAACACCGGAUCUUGCUAGCAUACCUAGCCUCAGCGCCUCGCCAACCUCAACGGCAACGUUCGACGCAGCUGGCACACCGACCCCUGUCCCGCAGCAGUCCCAGCAAAUGCAGCACCACCAGACCCUCUCCUACCACCAGCACAAUACUCAGGCCCAGCCGCCUCACGCAUCAACCUAUCACAGCGCCUUUUCCUACGCCACCACCGGCCUUCCCGUCACCCCGACCGAGUUUGGCUCGGCCGACGACGCUGCCGCUGCUAUCACCGCUGCGGGACCGGCUGCGGGAGGUCUGCCUAGCCCUCCGUACGUGUGUUCCCCACAGCAGAACCACACAGAUUUGGGGGCAUAUGCCGCCGGUGCGCUCGAAACCGGCGUGAGCUCCGCCGCGACGACGACGACUUUCCCUUUGCAGAUUGUCAACGAGCAAGGCUUCGGGCACGGGCGCAUGCCACCGGCCAGGAGCGCCAGCAACGGGAGCACGUGGAGCGUUGGAAGCGGCAGCAGGAGUAUCGGCGGUGGUAGCGGCAACGGGGGUGGCGGCGGAGCGGCGACAGCGAACGUCGAGAGGACGCAUGUGACGAGCGGUCGGGCCUUCCGCGAGCGCAAGGAGAAGCAUGCUAAAGAUCUCGAGGCCCAGCUAGCCGUGCUGAGCGACAGGUACGGCAAGCUCGAGCAGUCGCACGCCGAGCUCAACACGGCGUACGAGCGGCUCCGACGGACAUUGGAGCUCUUGACGGCACCGACAUCCUCGUCUUCGCCCUCUUGCUCCUCGGAGAUGUCGCCGCCAGCCUCGUCAGGCGCCGGCGAGGAUGCCGACGCUGAUGGCGAGUUCGAGGCCGAGGGGUUCCUGCUGGACGGCGUCGCCGGCAACGAGAUGGUCGAUGUGGAGGCGUUGACGAGGGGCUUGCGGCGGCGAGGCGAGUGGCUGGGAGAUAACGGCCAAAAAGAGGUCGUGCGGCGGUUGGUGGAAAUCUUGCAUGCGCCACCGCCGCAGCCGCCGCCACCACCAUCACGUUCGUCGACCGUUGGCUUUGGAGUGAAGAAAGCGCCGGUGGACGGGGACGACCACGCGGGUAGAAGGAGGGGUGUGAAGUGCGAGAGUUGA
Lasiodiplodia theobromae is the source of this 1188-nucleotide messenger RNA. Its product is annotated as Basic-leucine zipper (bZIP) transcription factor. Gene Ontology annotation, biological process: regulation of DNA-templated transcription. Gene Ontology annotation, molecular function: DNA-binding transcription factor activity. The transcript is spliced from 3 exons. Lineage: Eukaryota; Fungi; Ascomycota; Dothideomycetes; Botryosphaeriales; Botryosphaeriaceae. The coding region runs from base 1 to 1188 and encodes 395 amino acids. The record is from RefSeq and is a predicted model, not a curated record.